Messenger RNA from Effrenium voratum, 1610 nucleotides. NCBI's taxonomy places the organism in Eukaryota, Dinophyceae, Suessiales, Symbiodiniaceae. The record is from the annotation of a GenBank genome assembly.
CCUGCAGACUAUUGCACUCUGAGCCAUGCGAGCGGGCUCGUGAGCCAUGCCGUGCCGCGCGAAGAAUGCCGAGCCCAGGAAGACCAUUCCGAUGGUGCGAAUUUGUCGCCUGGUUUUGCCUGGUGGUGUCGGGCCAGGAGUUUGAGCUGAUACCCCAGGUGGACACGACCGAACAUGUCCGGGUCAGCCUGGCCGGCGGAAGCUGCAAUGUGGCUGUUGCCUGGAGCGUGCCCAGCCAGCAGCGCAACGUGUCCAGAAUCAAUGAGGUGCGCUAUGGCUUGGGCCUCACCCGCAGGGCCAACGCAUCCUUUUCCAGCUGGAAGGGCCGCCUUUGGAUGCGAGCGGUGGUCAGCAUGGAAGAGGACACGACCUACCAGGUCGGUAGCAGAGCAAGGCGCGUGCGCUUGCCGAACUGCAGCAACGCGUCUGGCGGAGCAGGCCGCACACGGCUAGCAUUGCUCGGGGACCUGGGAGUUGGCAACAUCGGGGAUGAUGUCUUGGGCAGGAUACUGAACACCACGGAAAGGCCGGCGUUUGAUGCGGCCAUCCACCUGGGGGACCUGGGGAACAACCUCUCCUCUGAGGCGGGCGCAAGGGCCUUGCGCUUUCUGGAGAUGCUUCAGCCGCUGGCCUCCCAGGUGCCGUACAUGACGCUGCCUGGGGACCGGGAUGAUCUUGGCAUCUACAAGCGUCUUUUCCAGAUGUCAGCCAGCAGCGAUCCGUGGUACUCGUUCAAAGCAGGGCAUGCCAAAGUAGUCAUGCUUUGGACUGACGCGCUGGUGGAUUUGGGCCAUUUCCAGCAAGCGGCCGCCUCCCGACAGCUGGCGUGGCUGGAAGAAGAGCUGAAGACGGCCGAAGAGGAGCGCGCAGCGCGGCCGUGGCUCAUCGUUGCUGGCCACAGGCCGCUCUAUUGCUCCAUGGUUCGGCCUACCUGCAGCUCAGAGGCAGCCCUCUUGCGCUCUGUGCUGGAGCCACUCUUUGUGACGUACGGGGUGGACUUGUACCUGUCGGCACACGUGCACGCCUACGAGCGGACCUUCCGGGUGCUGAAUGGCUCUGUGUGCACGCCUGAGGAGGGAGCUGCUUGCGGGCCUGUGCACAUUGUGAACGGUGAUGCUGGCGAUCCCCCACUACAGUACGCGGAUCUCCCGGCCCGUUUCACUGCGCAGAGACAUCCGGGGCAGGCCGGCUACGGGGAGUUGAUCCUGAAUGCCACCAAGCUGGAGUACCAACAGACGGAUGCAUUGACAGGUCAGACAAUUGAUCAGCUGGUCCUUACCAAGGAACUCCCCUUGUCGCCCGUUGGCGAGGAGAACUUCCUUGAAGCUGUUGGCUGGCUUGCCUUUGCCACAGCAGUGGCAACCGGCACAUGCGGGUUCGUCAAGUGGGUCCAUGCUGAUGGAUUGAAGCGCCGCAACGAGGCUCUUCGACACUUGCGAGCUGAGAUCGCAGUUCUGAGCGGCAUGCCAAUGAAGGCCGGGAGUCCAAGAGAGGUUGAAGGCCUUGUGCACGACAGCCAUAGCGCUGGCUUGCACUGAGCUCUGUGGGAAAGGGCUGGAGACGGGCGCCAUGGUCGAAAACCUGGGACAUGGAGUUUUUGUGAUUUGCCC